AUGUUGAUUUCUCGGAAUGCGGAUCCCGGUUAUACGUACAUUACGUGGCCAUGGUGGCAAUCCUUUUUCUCGGCAGUUCCACUCAGACUACAGCUACUGUUGAACAACUCAAAGUCGGAUCACGCCAUAUCGGGUCAAGCAUCAACAGCACUCAAGAUGCGAUCGACAAUGAUUCCAGCCGCACUUGUGGCUCUCUUUGCCGUGCAGACUCUGGCGACCGUGUGCCAUGACUACAACCACGAAGAAUGCCUCCAAUGGCCAGAAUAUUGUGGCUGGAACGCCGCACUUGGUUGUAUCGUCCAACUCUGCUCGCCCAACUGCAAGCCGUUAGCCACAGGUUGCUCCUCAGAGCGCUCCAUCCGUCGCAAACAUAGGCAUACAUCGGCCAGAGAAGAUACAACCUGCAAAAUGCAAUCCAGCAGCAUCCUUGUCGCCUUCGUAGCUUUGUUCGUGGCCCAGACUUCGGCUUUCUACUGCGCCGACUACAAUCACGAGGACUGUCUCCAAUGGCCGCAAUCCUGUGGCUGGAAUGCCGCGAUCGGUUGCCUCUUGCUCCCGUGCUCGCCCAACUGCAAGCCUUAG
Messenger RNA from Mixia osmundae IAM 14324, 582 nucleotides. RefSeq lists its product as uncharacterized. NCBI's taxonomy places the organism in Eukaryota, Fungi, Basidiomycota, Mixiomycetes, Mixiales, Mixiaceae. The transcript has 6 exons. Bases 1 to 582 code for a protein of 193 amino acids. The record is from RefSeq and is a predicted model, not a curated record.